AUGAAUAUUUCAACAAAAUAAACUUAUGAAUACUACCGCCUGUGAUCAGUGCCUCAAUAAUUUCUAUACGGACUAUUCAUUCCGCAAACUUACGAUUUCAUUAAUAUAAAUAUAUAUUAGAGAGAAAACUUAUUUAUUGUUUGAUUUGCGUUUUAAACUAUCGUUUUUUUAUAAGACAUUUAAAACUGUUAGCCAAUAUACUUCAAUUAUAUUCAUUUAUAGGACUAUUGGAUAUUAAACUUACAAACAAAAUUGUGUUGAUCAAAUCAAGCAUUGUAUCUAUUUUUCCGGUUAAGAUCUUCUUCGUUAGUUGAAGUCUUUUUGGUGUCAUAUUAGCGUUUGUUUUCUAUAUAGUUUUGAAAGUUUGCCACUAUUUAAGUCAAAGACAAAGUUGAGGAAACAAAAACAUUCAACGUGUAAGCAUAGGUGACGUUCUACAGAUAUUAGUUAUUUUAAAUCAUCACUAAGACCCUGUAAACCAGUGGAUGUUAUAUUUUGACCUGUUUUGGGGAAAGUGUUUGCAAAAGAUCCGGAUCUUAAAUGUUUAAGAAGAUCAAAUUACGUUGGUGUUUCAAGUGUGUUUGUUUUCUAAAAUUGAAUAGCAAAUCACGGUGUCAAUCUUUAGAAAAUUAUCGGAUAAUACAAGUAAAUUGAUAAUAUGAGCAUCUAACUGUCAUCAUUGUUACAUACAUAGGUGUACUUUCACAGACGAUACACGGUGUUAUAAUUUCGACAAAAUCGGAUAACACAAGCGAUUCCAUCAUUUGAGCAUCGAACUGUCAUCAACGUUACAUAGCUAAAAUGCUACGCCACAUAUGUUGCAGAAUGAGCAAGCCGUUCACUGUAGUUAUCAUUUUAGCCUACCUUUGUUCGCUGGCGAGGGGAGUGAGCUUUGUAGCCGAAGACCGUGGCGGGAACUCGGUCAUGAGUACCACCGUUAACCCGGCAGUCAGUACAGAUUGUGACAAGGUGUUCCUUCUAAUCGCGACAGGAACUGGAGACUUUACAUACGUGUUUACCAGUGGGAAUACAAACGAUGCAUUUAGUACAGCAGCGGACCCCGACUCUGGUGACAACAAAAUCACAUGUGACACGGCACUUCUCAAUUCAAACUCCUUGACCUCAUACACUCUUGUUGUAACGUUAACAGAUGCAAGCGAUUCAUCCACAACCGAAGAAACUCUCACUGUAGCUGUCACACUACCAACUCUGGGCAAUAGUUGUACCGACAAUACAGGCUGUACGGAAGCGUCCGGAGAAGUGUGUGAAACAGUAUGCAAGAUAGGUCAUGGUGCCGAUUGUGCUUCAAACAUGGGGUCUUGUGUGUCACAUGCCAUCUGUGCCACCACGUGCUCAUGUGACAGCGGUUACCUAGACGACUCUGGACUAUGCAAGGCGGACCUUGACACAACAUGUAGUGCCGACGCCGACUGUGAUACGUCAACUAACGCCGGUGCCGUCUGUGAUACCAAUGCCAGUCCUAACGGCUGCAAGCUAGGCGUCGGAGCCGGCUGCUCCGUCAAUGACAAGUGCGUCACUAACGGUGCUUGUGAAAACAGCGCGUGUUCAUGUGGGAGCGACUUUAAUGCACAGUCAAACCUAUGUACAGCUCAGUCAUCAUCAGGUGUUACGACAUUAACAUGCUACCAUUGCUCCCUGGGCACAAAUUGUGACAAAGAUGACGUCACCGGAAGUACGCAAAGCUCGACAUCAGGGUCCGACAACUGCGUGUACUGCUAUAUCGCCUGGAAUGACACACACGUAGUACGUGGGUGCUUAUCUUCAACGACAGCGGCAUCACAUAACAUCAACAGGUCUGGAUGUGCCGAUGGUUGGAGCGCGGGCCUCUACGGAACCGGAUGUGCCUGCCAGACCGCCCUGUGUAACGAAACGCCGGAAAUGGCUGGAUACAGUAAUACGGCUACUCAAUUGAAUGAUUUCAUGACACAUCUGCUUCUGACAUUUGUUACGUUAUGUGUAUUUUGUUUUGGCAUAUGAGAAAAGAUGACAAUUCAAAUGUUAUAUCUGUAUUAUCCAUAUGCCUUUUGAGUUGUAUGAUAAAGGGAUAUCAAUAUUGACAGUACGCAAAUGUUUCUAUUAAUUAUUCGUUGUACAGUACUUAUCAAAUAUACAUUUACAUGUUGUACUUUGUGUUUGUUUGUGAUGUGUAAUAUAACAUAUGUAUUGUGUAUUAAACCUUAUUUGCCAUGUAUCAUGGAAUGAGUGAAUAAACAUUGUUUGACUUGA
Mya arenaria is the source of this 2247-nucleotide messenger RNA. RefSeq names its product prion-like-(Q/N-rich) domain-bearing protein 25. The transcript has 12 exons. Lineage: Eukaryota; Metazoa; Mollusca; Bivalvia; Myida; Myidae. The record is from RefSeq and is a predicted model, not a curated record. Bases 802 to 1998 code for a protein of 398 amino acids.